AUGGGAAGUUUCAAAGGCCUUGCAGCUUUUGCUGUAUUGAAUCUCGUCUCGGUCUCGAAAAGUGACGGGGUGCCUGGCAUCAACGAGGCUCAACACUCGAUUCUUCGCCAACAGGAAUACAAUCUCUGUCUCUUCGACAAAUACGCAACAACGACUUGUACACCUUACGGUACCGCUGGAAUGACACCGAUUACUACUGUAAUCACUGCUUCUAACUCUGCCUCUGCAACCUAUGUAGCGUCAUAUCUCACAGAAUACGCUGGGUUGCCGUGUGGAAUGGCAACGAUCUCUACUAGUGUCAGUGGGGUAGAAACGAGUACGGUUUAUGUUGGAGAAUUGGGACAAGUCUGGAGCAAAGUCAAUGGAGAUUACAAUGCAUAUCCGACACAUCCACCACCUCCUCCAGUCACGACUGCGAGUUGUCAUUAUACUUCUUCAUUGAGUUCCAGAAGCAGCACUCGCUUCAGUACCAAUAGCGCAACCAAAUCUAAUACCUCUCAUUUUAGCACUCUAACGAGUCGCUCAUCGAGUGUUCUUUCUAGCGCCGGCAGUGCUUCCACUUUAAGCAGCAGGUCGAGUAGUAGGAGCUCUACUAGGAGUCAGAACGGUGUUUCCACAACUUGUGUUUCGCUCGUCUAUGGUUCUAGUUGCGGAAUCGUCUCUACUACUCCUUCGACUUCUAGUACCACCAAAGCAACGACACAUAGUACUGUGCUGACGACUUGUAAAUAUUCCGCGUAUGGUUCUAGUUGUGAACCACUAUCUACUUCUGUGACAAGCUCUAGUAAUGCUACCGAAUCAAGUUACUCCACCGGAACAGCUACCCUUUCAAGUAGCACCGGAACUUCGAACACAACAGUUUCUUCAUCAGCGGUCAGCGGCACCUCUUCACUGACUUCGACUCUUCCGAUCUCUCCGUCUCAAACCGCGUCUUCGGUGAGCGCGUCUGGUACUCUUAGCCAGGCAAGCACGAAUCCAUCGUCCGCGACUAGCACCAGAUCCAGGGUUUCGAGUCCUUCCACUUUGACCUCUGCUUUAAGCUCCUCGUACACUGGCACUUCUACAGAUUCUAUUUCAACAGUUUCUUCUAAGAGCACCACUUUUGGCGAAAGUGUUUCAACAAGUAUUAGCUCACAGGCAGUAUCCUCUGCAACUUCUCAGACCUCGUCCUCAGAAUCUCCCUCCUCGUCACCAUCACCAGUAUCUAGCACAAUAGUGGCUACUUCAAGCGGGAUUGAGACGAAUACGACACCUUCUGGAACCGCGACCACAUCGUCAAGGAGUUCCAUUUCCGCUUCAUCGUCAUUGGUGAUUAGCUCGAGCGAAAGUGCUUCGGCGAGCACAAUUGUGGGAGGGCCAUUGACAACAGUGUUGGGAACAUCAACUACUAUUGGUGCUACGGUUUCUUCAUUAGACCUGAGUUCUUCUUCUAGCUCUGCUAUAACUUUUGUUUCCUCGAUUGCGUCUGAAUCAUCUUCAGGCACAAUAAUACCGUCGACAGUCGGAGAUUCGUCUUCAUCUUCAAGUAGUGGCACAAGCUCUUCGUCAAGUCAACCAUCGAAUACCGAGAUUCCAGGCCCCGGAUCAUCUGCAAUUAUUACGUUGUCUCCAAGCACAGCCGCACCUACGACUUCAGUGACUACGACAACGUCGCGUUCCGAUGGAGGAGGCAUCAUCAUUGUUCCAGUUGGGAUUCCAACCAUCACAACGUUUCCAGGCCCAAUAUCAACAACAUCCCUCAAUACAGUGGUUGGUGUAACCACAAAUCAAAUUUACACAACUGUCGAUGCUUCGGGAGCAGCUGUCACUGCCUUGCUUUUCUUCCCUUGUCUCUUCCUCUGCGAGGGCGGUCUUGGUGCCUUCUUGGUCUUUGGGGUCGGCCCAGCACCUGGUCUCUACUUCCCACCUCUUCUCCCCCCAAUUCUCAUCGGACCAGAUCACAUCCCAACAGCAGCACCGAACAACCCUUCACCUACUCUGUCAGCGCCGACUGACAAUCCAACACCUUCAACGACUGAAGCCCCAAGUACCAGCUCAUCAAACGCUUGUAAUACCCGAACAGCAAGCGCAUGUUCCACUCUCUGCAAUGGCAAUAAUUGCCAGACGAGCUGCUCAGCAGUAGCCACGGGAUGUUCAGCCACAUGUUCAGGGACAACAUGCUCCGUAUCGUCUACGAAGAUCAACCUCGCUCCAGCUUUCACAGGCGGCUCUACAAUCGACCAUGACUGGAAUGCUCAAACCGAAUUCGACCCAGCAGCAGCCGAGUCUGUAGCUUCAGCAAUCGACGCCAUCGUCACCGAAGAUAAUCUCCCCGCCUCAACUGUCAUCACUUCGAUCCAAAUAACCACAUUCAUAACCACGACGAGCGCUAGACCGCCACUGAGCGGAACCAGCGUCGACGAAACUAGCUAUGGACCUGGAUCUUUCUGCCUAGGACUCAGCCCUGGUGGUGGGUUGACCUGUAUCACCAUUCCUGCAAAUUGCUAUAUCGCAAUUCCGUCUUUCAAUGUCAUUCCAAAGACGACGUGUACUAGGACCAUUGUACCUCGGACUACAGUCUCGGAAGCGGUCAUCGUACCUAGAGCUUCGGGUUCUGUAAUGGGGAUCCCAACUGCUGCGGCUUGCGCACUUGGUCGUAGAGUGAAAGAUGGAUGUGGGCGGAUGUGA
Glarea lozoyensis ATCC 20868 is the source of this 2667-nucleotide messenger RNA. RefSeq lists its product as uncharacterized. The coding region runs from base 1 to 2667 and encodes 888 amino acids. The record is from RefSeq and is a predicted model, not a curated record. The transcript has 3 exons. NCBI's taxonomy places the organism in Eukaryota, Fungi, Ascomycota, Leotiomycetes, Helotiales, Helotiaceae.